Molecule: messenger RNA, 795 nt
Organism: Aspergillus wentii DTO 134E9
Lineage: Eukaryota; Fungi; Ascomycota; Eurotiomycetes; Eurotiales; Aspergillaceae
Product: HpcH/HpaI aldolase family protein
Exons: 4
Coding region: 1-795 (264 amino acids)
Cellular component (GO): cytoplasm
Molecular function (GO): aldehyde-lyase activity
Source: RefSeq, a predicted model, not a curated record
AUGGCAUCCCCCCCAACAACCACCAUCCACAACCCCCAACUACGCCUCCUCAAUGCCCUCCGCGCCAACGCAAAGCCCAUCAUGACCUUUCUCGGUCUUCCAUCUUUUCGCACAGCCCAAGUCGUCGCUCAAACCGGCGUGGAUGGCAUAAUCAUCGACUGCGAACACGGCCAUAUCAGCGACGACGCCAUGCACAGCUCCACAGCCGCCAUUGCUGCCAUGGGCGUCUCGCCACUUGUACGGCUGAGAAUGACGCAUGCGGAUUUGAUUAAGAGGGCUUUGGAUGCGGGGGCUCAUGGCAUUGUCGUGCCAAUGAUCAACACAGCCGAUGAAGCCAGGACGGUUGUUGCGCAUGCAAAAUUCCCACCGCAGGGUCUGCGAGGCCAGGGCUCGGCUUUUGCUGCCCUCGCGCAUGGUGUCGAUACGGGCACGUAUGUGCGGACAGCCAACGAAACACUCAUCACAGCCCUGCAGAUUGAGUCGAAAGCUGGGGUGGAAAAUGUAGAUGCCAUCUGUGCUGUUCCUGGUGUUGAUAUGCUAUUCAUCGGCCCCAACGACCUUGCACUCUCACUACUCGGUUAUGUUCCUGCCAAAGGCAAUGAGCCUGAAUUCGUGGAUGCUAUUGAGAAGAUUGUGGCGGCUGCGAGGAGGCAUGGGAAAUGGGUGGCCAGGUUAUCGAAUACGGAGGCUUUGAGCAAGGAGCACCUGCGGGUGUUUGACACAGUAGCGUUGAGCUAUGAUAUUCGCGCGAUGCAGAACUGGUAUAUGGCAGAAUUGAAGGUUGCACGGUCGUGA